Molecule: messenger RNA, 2293 nt
Organism: Balaenoptera ricei (Rice's whale)
Lineage: Eukaryota; Metazoa; Chordata; Mammalia; Artiodactyla; Balaenopteridae
Gene: DTWD1
Product: DTW domain containing 1
Exons: 6
Coding region: 750-1571 (273 amino acids)
Biological process (GO): tRNA modification
Cellular component (GO): nucleus
Molecular function (GO): tRNA-uridine aminocarboxypropyltransferase activity
Source: RefSeq, a predicted model, not a curated record
AGCGCUCCGCCGCGCCCGGCGGGACGAGGGCCGUGCGCGCGCAGCGGUCCUGGGCGGAGCGGAAGACGCGUGGAGCCGUGCGAGGACCCGCAGGUUGUGCAGGUGUGAGUGCCACCGAGAUCCCUCGUUUGGGUCUCCGCGCCUCUGUGGGGACCAGCCGUCUGGCCGGAGCCCGGCAGCUGCGGGAGUGGACGCUCCUUGGCCGGGCCCUGCCGGAGGUCGUGCCGGGUGUCGCUUUGUGAGCGGGGACCUGGUUUCUGCGCGGGCGCUUGCAUUUUUAAGAUCUUGCGGGCCCUCUGGGAAAAGGGUGCCCAAAUUUUCCCUAAAAAAAUUUUUUUUCAGUGCAUUCCACCCCGAGAAAAGUCUGUCCAGGCAAAGUUAGUCCCCUAGGAACCCUAUUCUUUAUUUUUUAGUGUUUGGAGUGGUUUGUGGGGCAUUGGUUAUCAGGGAAGGAGAAACUUAGUACAGACAUAGUGUGCCAUGCAAUGUAUUUAAAAUUUUAAGGUUAUGAUUACAUAAUAAGCAAAGAGGCUGUUCCUUAUGUCUGAAUUAUUUGGGGGGAAUGUAGGAUAAGUCAGGAAGUAUAUUAACACUGCAAGCUGCCAGUUCCACGAAGUUGGAUGAUAAAAUCGCUGCUCGAAACCACAAUAUUUUAAGAAUUACUUCUGUCGGAGCCCCAAUGUACCAUGAAAAAUGCAUCUAUGAUAUGUGUUUUAGAAAUAAAAGUUAAACUUUGGUUUGAAUGAAAAAUGUCUCUCAACACACCUAUAUUUCUCAAAGAAAGGGAAGAAGAUAAUUCAAAAUUUGUGGAAAUACAACAGUCACAAACUACAUCCAUAGCUGCAGAAGAUCCUCUUCAAAACUUAUGCUUAGCAUCUCAAGAAGUUCUUCAAAAAGCUCAGCAAAAUGGAAGAUCAAAAUGUCUCAAGUGUGGUGGUUCAAGAAUGUUCUACUGCUAUACAUGUUAUGUCCCAGUUGAGAAUGUACCUAUUGAACAGAUACCACGUGUGAAGCUUCCAUUGAAGAUUGACAUCAUUAAACAUCCAAAUGAAACAGACGGCAAAAGCACUGCUGUACAUGCAAAACUCUUAGCACCUGAAUUUGUGAAUAUUUAUACAUAUCCUUGUAUUCCAGAAUAUGAAGAAAAGGACCAUGAAGUUGCACUUGUUUUUCCUGGACCUAAGUCUGUUUCAGUGAAAGAAAUUUCUUUUCAUCUCCAAGAAAAGAUUCAAAAUAAUGUUGGAGGCAAAAAUGAUGACCUUGACAAGCCAUUCAUUAAACGCAAGAAAACUGAAGAACAGGAUUUGAAUGACAGCAAGUGCAAAGACACAACACUGAAAAAAAUUGUAUUCAUAGAUAGCACCUGGAACCAAACAAACAAAAUAUUCACUGAUGAGAGACUGCAAGGGUUGCUACAAGUUGAGUUGAAAACAAGAAAAACUUGCUUUUGGCGCCAUCAAAAAGGAAAGCCAGAUACCUUCCUUUCCACAAUUGAAGCCAUUUACUACUUUCUGGUGGCAAGAACUUGCCUUAGAAUGAAGCCAGCAAAAGAAAGCAGAGUGGAGAGAUAAAAAGACUGAGUCCUGAGGACAUCAUUUAAUCAUCUAAUCUAGCUGCUUGUGAAUGGAACCCUACUGUGCUGAAUAGCUUCUGUUUGCCCUCUGGAUCCACCCUCCACUCUUUCCCAUUCUGCUCUCUGCUCUGUGAGGUAGGUCCCCUUGACCACUGGCUUUUGCUUGGGAUCAGCAAAUGGAAGCACCGUAGGAGAUUGGAGGUUGAAAGGAAAAUGAAAUUGUUUAUUUAUUUCCCUUGCUCCUUUCCUGCCAGGUCACCAUGCGUUGGGUGUGUCCUUCGACUGAAGGUCAUCCUAUCAGGCAUCCCUUUCCCAGCAGUUAUUCCAGUUAACUUCAGGCCCAUGCUCCCUCCAUUUACCCCUUUUCACUUAUAUCGUAAUGAAUCCAGGGUAUUAAUAGCCCCAGCGUAGGUCAGUGUACCUUGCUGGUUUUCCUAAACCCUGCCUUUACCUUUGUAAAUAGUAAUUUUAUUAUAUUUUUCUCAAAUGUCCCCAUUUGAAGUUGCCCUCUUUCUGGGACACUGACUGAUAAAUUUCACCCAUGUGGGUGCUAGAAAUAACAGUACAUUUCCCAAAGUAUACUCAGUGGGACACGUGUUUUUAUGAAUAAAUGAGUUAUUGGUAAAAUUUGUUUGCUGCACCUUAUAUUCCCCUGUUAGAGAUUCAAAAGGCACAAAAUGAAAGUGCUGAAAAGUCCUGAAAUAAACAUUUUGAACUUUA